Molecule: messenger RNA, 1367 nt
Organism: Vespula vulgaris
Lineage: Eukaryota; Metazoa; Arthropoda; Insecta; Hymenoptera; Vespidae
Gene: Ppcs
Product: phosphopantothenate--cysteine ligase
Exons: 6
Coding region: 283-1212 (309 amino acids)
Biological process (GO): coenzyme A biosynthetic process
Cellular component (GO): nucleus; cytoplasm
Molecular function (GO): phosphopantothenate--cysteine ligase activity
Source: RefSeq, a predicted model, not a curated record
UUCGUGAUCGAUUGAACACUGUAGUUAAUAUUAGAUAAAAUUAAAGGUGCAUAUCUCUUUCACGUUCAAUGUAGUAUUCGUCACUAACACGUUGUUGAUAGUUCAAGUUUAUGAAGUGAUGACAUCAUACGUAUGUCUACUGAAAAAAUUUAGACAUUUUAAGAAAAAAAGGUUAAGUUUCUUAUUACGUGAUUGAUUGAAUGUACACGUCAUCAAUUUCUUCGUUUUUAUAGCCUAAUAUAUAUAUAAAGAUAUUUUUAAGUGAAAAUUUAUUAAAUUACUAUGGUUUCGACAUGGGAAGAAUUUUUUGCCAAACAUCCACCACCACAAGAUCUAACACAAACCGAAAGUCUUUUAAAAAGCUUUUCUGACAGACAUUUAAAAGAAAACAAUAAAGUAGUAUUAAUAACGAGUGGCGGAACAAUGAUUCCAUUAGAACAUAACACUGUUAGAUUUGUUGAUAAUUUUAGUGCUGGAUCCAGAGGAUCAGCAUCAGCUGAAUACUUUUUGGAAAAUGGUUAUGCUGUAAUAUUUAUGUAUAGACUCAAAUCGUUAGAACCAUUUACAAGACAUUUUAUAGGACAUAAGAUUUUAGAUAUGCUCAACAUAACAGAAAAUGCAGAUAAAUGCAUUGUCACAGUUGCACCUGAACAUACAGACAAAGUUGCAAUGGUAUUACGAAAAUAUAAAGAAACACUGCAACAGAAUAAAUUAAUACAAAUUAGUUUCAAUACUUUAACCGAGUAUCUUUGGCUACUUAGGACUGCUUGUCAAGCAUUAGCUUGUUUAAAAGAUAAAGCUCUUUUAUACUUAGCUGCUGCUGUCUCUGAUUUUUAUGUACCAUUUGAUGAAAUGUCAGUACAUAAAAUAUCUUCUAAUGGCCCACCAACAAUAUCACUUCAAUUAGUACCAAAAAUGUUGGAACCUUUAGUUAAUCUAUGGGUACCACAAGCCUUUGUAAUUUCGUUUAAGUUAGAAACAGAUCAAAAUGUUUUAGUUUCAAAAGCAAGGACUGCUUUGAACAAGUACAAACACAAUCUUGUAAUUGCUAAUAUGUUACAAACUCGAAAGCAACAAGUAAUUAUCGUCAGUAAAGAAAAUGAUUAUGUCUUAUCAUUAACGAACGAACAAAUGGAAAAAGGCGAAGAAAUUGAAAAAUUUAUAGUUACUGACAUAAUCCUAAAACAUAAGAAUUUUUCAAAGAUUAGAUAAUGUGUCCUAUUGCUCAAGGUAUAGGAAUAUUUUUAUAACAUGAUUUUUUAAAUAAACAUUACUAUUUUUUUACUGCAUUACUAUUGUUAAUAAGAAUAUUAUUAGUAAAUAUCAGUUGCAUAUUGUACAACUAAGGAAAAACAUAAUUGGAUACA